Gryllus bimaculatus (two-spotted cricket) is the source of this 5683-nucleotide messenger RNA. NCBI's taxonomy places the organism in Eukaryota, Metazoa, Arthropoda, Insecta, Orthoptera, Gryllidae. The record is from the annotation of a GenBank genome assembly.
CGGGAGCGCGUUCACUCAGUCUACAGUCGGCAUUCGCGAGCAGUGCUCUCCAUCGCCGAGUUAUCGCAGUCGUCGUCGACGUCGUCGUCGUCGUCGUCGUCGACGCUCUUCGUACUCCCGCCGUCCAUCAUGCUGGACGAUCCGGCGGGCCUAGAAAAUUCCUCGGACUGGAGGAUGCUCCAGCCAUUGUACGUGAACUCAACUUACUCCCCUCUCGAUGACUUCUGCGGAUCUAAGUUUUGGGAUUUGAAUGUCACUUGGAACACAGACCACCCUACAUUCACUAGAUGCUUCCAGCUGACUGUCCUGGUGUGGGCCCCAUGCAUUUUUCUGUGGGUGCUGGGGCCCAUCGAAGCAUUUCCACUAGCGCGGUCCGGAGCUCGAACUCUCCCAUGGACCUGGCUGAACGUGUCGCGCUUGGCGCUGUGCGCGGUGCUGUGCCUGGUGUCGGCGGCCAGCGUGAGAUUGCUCUCUCCCGCUUCCAAUCGCGCUGUGCGCAGUGGUGUCUGGUGUCGGCGGCCGGCGCGAAGAUUCCUCUCUCCACCUCCCAAUCCUAACCAUUUACGUUCAGCAAUGCUCCACCGUCACUCUGUACCGUUGGCCCAGGCGCUGUGCGCUGUGCUGUGUCUGGUGUCGGCGGCCGACACGGGCUUCGAGUCGCGCCAGCUGGCGGCGCGGGUGGCGUCGCACGGGGCCGACUACGUGGCGCCCGCCGUGCGCCUGCUCACCUUCGCCCUGGCCGGGAUGCUGGGCGUGUGGCACCGCGCGCGCGGCCGCCGCAUCUCGCCCGUGCUCUUCCUCUUCUGGCUGGCGCUCACCCUGUGUGGCGUGCCGCAGCUGCUCCACGAGAGUCGCGCGCUUGCUGACCAGGACGGCAGUAUCUUCCGCUCCGCGAGCUUCGUGGCAACGUGGUGCGCCACGCUCCUGCAGCUGCUGCUGGCCAGCUUCGCCGACGCCGCCCCGCGGGAGCCCAGCUUCCCCGUGCAGGAAAACCCGUGCCCGGAGGAGAGCGCAUCGUUUCCGUCGCGGCUCUUCUUCUCGUGGUGCACGGCCAUCGUGUGGCGCGGCUUCCGCCGCCCGCUGGAGCUGUGCGACCUGUGGGCGCUGCGGCCUCAGGACUCCACCCGGGAGGUGUUCCCGCCCUUCCGCGCCCUGCUCCGGGGCGCGCUUGCGGAGGGCGGCGAGGGAGCACGGAGGGAGGCAGGGGGAAUACGAAGGCGAGGGAAAGGGGUGGGCGAGGCGCAGGGCACGGCGUCGCGCGCGGGCGGGGGGGGCUCCGGGGAAGCUGGGCGUGAGGCCGGGGUGGCGGGCCGAGUGGCUAGGCGGGAUGGAGGGCCGUUCCAAGCGGCGGGGCUGGUGGGGCGAGGCUGGGAUCGCUGGCGCUUGCUGCUGGAGCUGCCGUCGAGAGACGCGAACGUUCAGCGGAGCGGAGGCCGGGCUACCAACGGAGUAGCAGCAGGGACUCCUGCUGCCAGAACGCACGACAAACCGGAAGUGACGUCGGUGCUUCCUGCGCUGGUGCGCUGCUUCGGUCCGUUGUUCCUGGCGAGCUCGGUUAUAAAGCUCGGACAAAUAACCCUUAAAUACACGACGCCUUCGCUGCUGAGCCUGCUCAUCGAGUUCGCGAGCAGCGAUGAGCCCGAAUGGCGAGGCCUCCUGUACGCGAUCCUGCUGCUGGUUGCGGCCAACGGCGAGACCAUCUUGUACGGCGCCCAAAACCGCAUCACCAAGAUCGUGAGCAUGCGAGUCAACACCGCCCUCAUCGCUGCCAUUUACAAGAAGGACUUCAAAAAUGUUAGAAUCCCGUGGAAUCGAUCUGGACUGUGUGAAGGAUGUGUGGGCUUCCCUGCGGAACUUCUGCAGCGUAAUCGAAACAACCUUGGCAGCUUGCGGAUGGGCAUUAUCGUGCAACAGAAUGAUCCAAUCUGCAUGGCGAUGCUGGCGGGACUAGGCGCGGUGCUGCUGCUGGUGCCGCUGAGCAUGGUGGUGAUGCGCCGCCUGGAGACGCUGGAGGGCCGCCAGAUGAAGCAGAAGGACACGCGCAUCAAGAUGAUGACGGAGAUCCUGGCCGGCAUGCGCGUGCUCAAGCUGUACGCGUGGGAGCCCAGCUUCCAGGAGCGCGUGGGCCGCGUGCGCGCCAAGGAGCAGGCCGUGCUGCGCACGCGCGCCAUCCUCGACGCGUGCAUCUCGCUCCUGUGGGUGUGCGCGCCCACCGUGGUGGUAACGGUAACAUUUACAACGUACUUGCUGAUGGAUAGUUCCCACGUCCUUGAUGCUCAAAAGGCUUUCGUGUCUCUGGCACUGGUCAACAUGAUUCGCAUUCCAUUGGUGAUGCUGCCCCAUCUCAUCAUAUCGCUUGUGCAGGUCCGUGUGUCGCUGGGCCGUAUCAACAAAUUCAUCAACGCGGAGGAGCUAGAUUCUUCAAGUGUUUCACACGAUGCUGCAAAUCGUAACUUCGCGUGGGCGCCCGAGGAGCCGGCGACGCUGCGCGCCGUGCGCCUGGCCGUGCGCGAGGCGCAGCUCAGCGCCGUGGUGGGGCCCGUGGGCGCCGGCAAGAGCUCGCUGCUGGCGGCGCUGCUCGGCGAGAUGCACUGCCUCAGCGGAGUCAGAGUAGUUGCAGGUGGAGUGCUUCUCAAAAGUCACUUUAGUUUCAGAUCAGUUCGUUUUGCGCAGGGAACUAUAGCUUACGUGCCGCAACAGGCGUGGAUGCAGAACGCCACUCUGCAGGACAACAUCCUCUUCGGUCGGCCGUUGGACAAACCGCGCUAUGAGCGAAUCAUCGACGCUUGCGCGCUGCGCCCCGAUCUGGAGAUGCUGCCCGCCGGCGACCAGACGGAGAUCGGGGAGAAGUUUCGAGCGCGUCUCGACAUUCGAGCGCGCCCCGACAUUCGAGCGCGCCUCGACAUUCGAGCGCGCCUCGACAUUCGAGCGCGCCUCGACAUUCGAGCGCGCCUCUACAUUCGAGCGCGCCUCGACAUUCGAGAGCGCCUCGACAUUCGAGCGCGCCUCGACAUUCGAGCGCGCCUCGACAAUCGAGCGCGCCUCGACAAUCGAGCGCGCCUCGACAAUCGAGCGCGCCUCGACAUUCGAGCGCGCCUCGAGUAUCGCGAAAUGAGAGAAUUUAAGGGCAUCAACCUGAGCGGCGGCCAGAAGCAGCGAGUGAGUCUGGCGCGCGCCGUGUACGCCGACGCCGACGUCUACCUGCUGGACGACCCGCUCAGCGCCGUGGACAGCCACACACGCGUCCUUGUCACUCACGCUGUGACGUACCUGCCUGAGACUGACCAAAUUCUGGUCCUGAAAGAAGGAAAAGUGUCCGAAUCAGGUUCUUACACGGAACUGUUGGAGCAGGGCGGCGCCUUCGCCGACUUUCUUCAGCAGCACGCACAAGAUGGAUCUGAAGAGGCGGAUGAAGAAGAAGGCGAUGAGGAACCCGUUGAUGAAAGAGCAGACGGCUUGGCCAGUGGUGAUGUUCAGAGAGAUUUUAAAAGAUAUAGUAUUGUAUUCGGAAGAUUAAAAUCUGAAUAUCAAGGGGCCGGGGCGGGGGCGGGCGCGGGCGGGGGCGAGGACGAGGACAAGGGCGGCGAGCUGGUGGCUGGCGAGCGCCUCAUCGAAGACGAACACGUGGAGAAGGGCCGCGUCUCGUGGCGCAUCUACUGGCUGUACCUGCGCAGCAUGGGCACGGCCCUGGUGCUGGCGACGCUCGCCGCCAACCUCGUCUACCAGGCCUUCUCGCUGGGGUCCGGCGCGUGGCUGGCGCGCUGGUCCAACGACGCCGACCAGGAGAACCCGGUCUUCUACAUCUGCGUCUACGCCGGGCUCGGCGUCGGCUACUCUCUGGGGUCGUUCCUGUCCGGGCUGUCGCCGCAGCUGGGCGGGUGGCGCGCCGCGUGCACCCUCCACACGCGCCUGCUGCAGCACGUGCUGCGCGCGCCGCUCUCCUUCUUCGACACGACGCCCGCUGGCCGCAUCGUGGCGCGCUUCAGCAAGGACGUGGACGCCCUCGACAACUCCAUCCCCGGCGAGUUCGACAGCUCCGUCGCCUGCACCUUCGAGGUUCUGUCUAUUCUACUUAUCAUCUGCUAUUCAACGCCUAUCUUUCUGGCUGCAGUAGGACCCAUCCUUAUCAUUUACGUUCUCAUACAGCAAAUUUAUGUAUCUACGGCAAGACAAAUGUUUCGUCUUGAAUCAACUACGCGAUCUCCGGUUUACUCUCAUUUCGGAGAAACAAUUACAGGCGCUGCUACUAUCAGAGCCUUUGGGCGUCAGAAAGAUUUUGAAAGAGAGUCGGAAAAUCGUGUUGACACCAAUCAGCGCUGUUACUUCGCAGGGCUAAUGACCGAAACAUGGAUGGAGAUUCGCGUGGAACUGGUGGGCAACAUGGUGGUGUUCCUGUCCGCGCUGUUCGCCGCCCUGGGGCGAGGCCAGGUCAGCCCGGGUCUCGUGGGCCUGUCGCUGAGCUUCGCCCUGCAGGUCACCGGCAUGCUCAACUGGCUCGUGCAGAUCAUGUCCCUGCUGGAGAAGAGUAUCGUGUCCGUGGAGAGGAUCGAAGAGUACUGCAAUGUGCCUCAGGAGGCUCCGUGGGAGCGCCCCAGCACGCGGGACCUGUCCGCGUGGCCCGAGCACGGGGAAGUAUGCUUCGACAACCUGCAGCUGCGCUACCGCGAAGGCCUGGAACUCGUGCUGCACGGCAUCACCUUCUGCGCGCGACCCGGGGAGAAGGUAAGGUCGCGGGGACUCGACUCGACUCGGCUCGACGCGGCCAUGAUUCGUUCACAAUUAGGAGAUUUACCACAAGAUGACCCUGUACUGUUCUCGGGCUCGCUGCGCCUCAACCUGGACCCGUUCGAGCGUCACGCGGACGCCGAGCUGUGGCGCGCUCUCGAGCUGGCUCACCUGCGCGCCUUCGUCGACGCGCUGCCCGAGGGGCUGAGCCACGAGGUGUCGGAGGGCGGCGAGAACCUCAGGCUGGUCUAUUCUAGGACCAUUCGAAGCGAAUUUGCUGAUUGCACUGUUCUCACCAUCGCCCACAGAAUCAACACCAUCAUGGAUUGUGAUAGGGUAUUAGUUCUGAGUCAAGGUCGAGUGGUUGAGUUCGACUCUCCUUCGGCCCUACUGAGGCGGCCGGAUUCUACCUUUUACGGAAUGGCCCGAGACGCGGGGCUGGCAUGAAGCAGUGAGGGCGACCCGUGGGUGGUUGCACAUUCGAAGUUUCGGAAGAGCAGCUCGGACGGCCGAGGUCGGCAGGCGGCGGGGCCGCAAACCCCGAGCUGCCCGAAGCCCGGACUGGAGACUCGACUUCCUGGCGAAGACCGCGCGUGCGGCCGUUCGACCUCAUCUGCAUUGCCUCAACUGCGGGCCAGACGGUGGAAUGGACGACUCGAGAAGCAGUGCAAGCUCAUCAGGCGACGAUUCGAUCUCUUACGAAUGUAAUCGUAUUCAUCACGAACUUUAGUUGCUUUAAAAAAAUAGAAAGAUGUCAAUCAGGGAACUAUCCUACCUCACUUUAAAGAUUAUUCGUUUCCAAUCUAUGAGAUUUGACGCCUGCAACAGUAUUAUUUUAGUUGUUUUAUUAUUUAAUGUUUUAUACUUUUAUAUGUAUUGUUGCAUGGAGUGAUGUAUAAUUUUUGUUAUAAAUAAAUAGAUCGUUCGUGGUGAAAACUGUCGUGGUGAAAACUAUUUU